AUGGGGAAAAGUGACUUGUGGUAUUGUGUUGUGCGAAUGUGUUUCUGUGUUUUUGUUCUUUUAGCGUGUGGAUAUAGUAUAGUGCGACAGCAGAUACUUGAACAGCGACUGCAAGUGCUGGAGGAGCAGCAGUUGAUGUUGGAGCUCCGGCUACGGCCGUCAGGCCUAAAUGUGCAGGUUUCCAGGUCUCGGAGGGAUGCAACAGACUGCAACUGUCCAGCAGACCUGCCGCAGUUGUACCGAUACCCCGACACAUUGUGUAACGGCGACCACUUUACAAUAUCCGGCGAUAAACCCUCACCACCGAUCGAUACGUGA
Pieris macdunnoughi is the source of this 318-nucleotide messenger RNA. NCBI's taxonomy places the organism in Eukaryota, Metazoa, Arthropoda, Insecta, Lepidoptera, Pieridae. The record is from the annotation of a GenBank genome assembly.